AUGACACGACGAACCGACUGGACGCCUCCGCCGGCACGGGGGUCGACGAUUGUGAUAUCUGACGGACCUUCGUCAGAUGUAGCCACCUUUGAGCAGGACGGCCAGGAUCAUGCCCGGCCGUUUGGAACCCUUGUUGCUUCAUACAGGUGUACCGAGUCGCCUUUUGAAGAAGCCGCACCAUACCAGAGUGAUGGUUCGGAUACAAAAAGGAGAAAAUUGACGGGUUCUGCAACGGAAAAAAUAGGCAGGCCGACCCCAGGUGCCGCAGCGAAGCAGGUUGCCAAGAAGAAGGCGCCUCGAAAGAAGCCAAGGACAAUCACUGCCAUCGCCACAGCUGCGUACAAGACUGCGUCUCAAGCAGAGCCAGCGGAUACGCCACCGCAGACAAUAACCCCGCAGCCUUUAAUUGAAGUCGCGAAGCAGGAUUUUGUCUUUGGCACGUCCAGUCAGCUGGCGAGGGAGCAAUCGCCUACGUUUCUACGCAGCCUGCAAAAGGCAACACAAGAAUUCAAUGCGCUUGAAGAGGUCCCCUUCAGAUCUCCUCUGAAUAGCGACGCCAUCGAACCUCCGGAACGCGGGCUCAAACUGUGGGGUGCAGCAGCGCGAGAUGCUGAUGGGGAUUUGUUUGAUAUCCAAGUCAUUGACCUUAUGGAAGAGGACUCGGCCGUGCCACAAACAGCCCGAGAUGCUGAUCCAUACGGGUAUUUCAGGGCUGAGGACCGGUCAAGCUCAUGCCUCCAUGACCGCGGCGCUCGAGCGGCUGGCAGCGCUGUCACGGAAGGCAAGGGAUACCAGUCGGAUACUUUGCCAGGGUAUAUCGACGACCGCUCCAAUGCCGCCGAUCCUUCAAACCGUUCCGAAUUACCGAAGAUGCGGCCAAUAAACAGGUCAAGUUCGACGACGGUCGAGACGAUAUCUUCAACUACCGCCACGGCAAGGACUUCACAAAGGCCACAAUCUCCAGGAAGACAACCUUUGCCAGGAAGCAACGCAGGCAACCCCCCACCACCGGCGUGGGAAAGUUAUACAGAUGCUCAACUUUGCAAAACGCUGUCACGAUACGGAUUCAAGCCAAUCAAACGACGGCCUGCAAUGAUCGCCCUCUUGCAACAAAUCUUGAUACAAACGAACCAGGUGGCUCCGCAACAAGUUCGGUCCAAGUCUACCGUCGGCAGCCGUUCGUCGGAAGCAGCUGCAACAAAGGUCAUCACCCCGAAGAAAGCUCGGGGUCGGCCACGGCGGGAUGUCAACGAAGAAGCGCCGGCGCAGGACCCGCCGCCGUCAGCCCAAGCUCCGGAAACGCCGAAGCGACCGCGAGGGAGACCGAGAAAGGGCUCACAGACUACAAGUCCGACCAAGGCAAAGAACUCGGAGCAAGAAUCCAAGUCAAAACACGCUGGACAAGUGGCGGCGCCAAGGAAGUCCAAGACCAAAAAGGUAACUGAGAUUGACGAUUCCGAAUCCGAGCUGGGGAGUAUGCCGAGCUCCUCUCCGGGGUCGUCGCCUGGGUCAAGUGUUUCCGGGGCGCGCCAGAUCGACCUGGCAAUGUCUGUUGACGAGGACACCGAGCUGUCUCUGGCCAUGACGCCGACGGACGCUCAGAGCAAUCUGUUCAGUCACAUCUCGGAAGCUGUCACGACGGCGCCUCGUGCAACCGAUCCAGCUCGACCCUCGUGGCAUGAAAAAAUUCUCUUGUACGACCCAAUUGUACUGGAAGAUCUCGCUGCUUGGCUCAACAGCGGGCCGCUCAGCCGCGUUGGGUAUGACGGAGAGGUAAAUCCUGUCGAGGUGAAGAAGUGGUGCGAGUCCAAAAGCAUUUGCUGUUUAUGGAAGGUGAACCUGAGGGGCAAAGAGCGGAAACGAUAUUAG
This is a messenger RNA of Ustilaginoidea virens, 1869 nucleotides long. RefSeq lists its product as uncharacterized. The record is from RefSeq and is a predicted model, not a curated record. The transcript has 2 exons. The coding region runs from base 1 to 1869 and encodes 622 amino acids. Gene Ontology annotation, biological process: DNA repair; DNA replication; regulation of DNA-templated transcription. Gene Ontology annotation, cellular component: nucleus; Slx1-Slx4 complex. Gene Ontology annotation, molecular function: DNA binding; 5'-flap endonuclease activity. Lineage: Eukaryota; Fungi; Ascomycota; Sordariomycetes; Hypocreales; Clavicipitaceae.